Molecule: messenger RNA, 397 nt
Organism: Hyaloscypha bicolor E
Lineage: Eukaryota; Fungi; Ascomycota; Leotiomycetes; Helotiales; Hyaloscyphaceae
Exons: 1
Coding region: 115-315 (66 amino acids)
Source: RefSeq, a predicted model, not a curated record
GGUCUAGUGUGCAAUUAUGAUUUCUUAUUCCAUUCAAAUGCUGCUGAGAUAUACCGUACGCCAUUCGCUCCUUGUUUACCCCCCAGCUCCAUCAAUGAACGACUUUCCUUGCCAAUGCUCAGACCCAGCCGAGUUCUUCUCCAUUUGUACUUUCUCCUAGCACAGCAGCGCAUUACGUAUUUCCUUCCACUUCCGCCGUUCCCCCCUAUCUCCUUUUCCUCGCUUCCCCUCCUCCUUUCAAUCUCCCCAGCUUUCCUCGCCCUUUCCCUCUUCCACAAACCCCUCUUGUCUUGGCGCCACUCCCCCGUCGCAUAGCCAAAUAUCCACAGUCAAACCGGGUAUCAUAGAAACUCCCAACAUAUGCACUAUACGUAUAUAAACCAAGAAGAAAUCGGUC